Molecule: messenger RNA, 702 nt
Organism: Clonostachys rhizophaga
Lineage: Eukaryota; Fungi; Ascomycota; Sordariomycetes; Hypocreales; Bionectriaceae
Source: the annotation of a GenBank genome assembly
AUGAAGUUCGCCGUUCUAUCUACAGUGGCUUCUCUGGCUAUCGUUGGUCCUACCUUGGCCCAGACUCCUCCUGGAUUCUCGCCUGCAACGACGAAGACCUUCACUGUCAAGUUCGGAAAUACUGCCGUCACUGCUGGCAAUGCGAUUAAGCUCCAAGAUACGGCUGUUGCACCCAGCUUCGACUUUGGUGAUGUCUCCAGCAGCUCGGCUCAUGUUGUCACCAUGCUGGAUCUCGAUGCUCCUAUGGGUGACGCUGACCGGUCCUACUCUCCUCUCCUCCAUUGGAUGGCUUCUAUACCUUCUGGCGACAAGAGCAGUGCCACGGCUAAGGAUGUAGCCCCAUAUGCUGGCCCCCAACCUCCUGUUGGCUACGGCCCGCACCGAUACGUCCUCCUGCUUUUGACCGACCCCUCGGCGGAGUUUCACCUGCCCUCCGGUUUCGAGAACCAGACCUACGCGGAUGUCACCUCCCGUCUCCUGUUUCCCCUUGAGAAGUUCAUCGCUGCGGGGAACUUCCAGGUCGCUGCUGCUAACUGGUUCACGACUGAGAACACCACCGCCACACCUACCAAUUCUACCGGUCCCACCAACUCCAGCAGCCCUAGCACCAGCGCCCCUGUAACAGCCGGUGCCUCUGGUCUCCAGGCCUCUAUUGCCGGUGUUCUUUUGGCUCUCAUGAGUCUUCAGAUCUUCCAUCUUUAA